AUGACCCCCGCUAUCCGAAGUAAACUGACGAAUCAACCGCUGAGCGUCCUGUCAACCGUGUACUCCAGGCGAAAUGAGUGUUGAAGAGAGAUUUGCUUUCCUGGCAGAGUGGUAUGACCCAAAUGCAGCACUCCUUAGGCGUUACCAACUUUUGUUUUAUCCUAGGGAUGGAUCAGUUGAAAUGUUUGAUGUAAAAAAUCAACGUAUUUUUCUCAGAAGGACGAAAUAUGAUUGUCUACAUUUAGAAGAUCUUUUUGUGGGGAACCGUCUGAACAUUUUUUCACGUCAACUUCAUUUAAUAGAUUAUGGAGAUCAGUAUACAGCUAGUAAACUGGGCAGCAAAAAACAGAGAACACUUGCUAUGAUCAAGCCAGAUGCUGUUGCCAAAAUGGGAACAAUAAUUCAACUAAUCAACGAUGCAGGUUUGACCAUAACAAAGGCUAAAAUGACAACUUUUUCAAGGAAAGAGGCAGUGGAUUUCUAUGCUGAACAUCAGUCAAAGUCUUUCUUCAAUAAUCUCCUUCAGUUUAUAACUUCUGGCCCAAUCAUUGCCAUGGAGAUCUUUGGAGAUGAGGCUGUGGCAGCUUGGAGGAGACUCAUUGGGCCAACAGACUCAAGUGCUGCUCGAACUGAGGCACCAGACAGCGUGAGAGCAAAGUUUGGCACAGAUGGAACCAAAAACGCUGCACAUGGAUCAGAUUCAAUUGCAUCAGCAGCUCGAGAACUAGAGUUUUUCUUCCCAUCCACUGUUGCCCAUGGACCAAUUAAUACUGCAACAUACCAUCACUGCACAUGUUGUAUUAUUAAGCCACAUGCUGUUGCAGAAGGAUUAACAGGAAAUAUCCUAAAUGCAAUCCUUGAUGCAGGAUUCCAGAUCACAGCUUUACAGAUGUUCAGUAUGGAUCGUGCUAAUGCAGAAGAGUUUUAUGAAGUUUACAAAGGAGUUGUUGCUGAGUAUGUUAGUAUGGUGGAGGAGUUGUGUGCUGGGCCUUGUAUUGCACUUGAAAUCUGUGGCCCAGAGGCACCCAAAGCAUUUAGAGAAUUCUGUGGACCAGCUGACCCGGAAAUAGCCCGUCACUUGCGUCCUCAAACUCUGAGAGCCAUCUUCGGGAAAAACAAGCUCAAGAAUGCAGUUCACUGUACGGAUCUACCAGAGGAUGGACUUUUGGAGGUUCAAUACUUUUUCAAGAUUCUGGAUGGAUGAAGACAUCUGGCAUGACCCAACUCCAAUACAAUUGCUGGAUUUUGUUUGUGCACUUUAUACAAUUUCUUUACAGAUGGAACAAAUAAAUAAGGACAUAAUGUCAGACCAACUUGUAAUUUUUCCUUUUUAUUUUCUUGAUAUUUUAACCUUUUUAAAUAAAUGAUCGACAGGAGUGUUGGGACCCCUGACAGGUUUACAGAUGUUAAACA
Molecule: messenger RNA, 1413 nt
Organism: Polypterus senegalus (gray bichir)
Lineage: Eukaryota; Metazoa; Chordata; Cladistia; Polypteriformes; Polypteridae
Gene: nme7
Product: NME/NM23 family member 7
Exons: 12
Coding region: 74-1204 (376 amino acids)
Biological process (GO): CTP biosynthetic process; GTP biosynthetic process; UTP biosynthetic process
Cellular component (GO): centrosome
Molecular function (GO): nucleoside diphosphate kinase activity; ATP binding
Source: RefSeq, a predicted model, not a curated record